UAGUUAGAAUGGGUAUACCCGUGCGUAUGUGAUACCAAUCCACCCCUCCAGUCCAGAAAGGCAGAAUCCAAAUAUCUCAGAUUCGCACUUGUGCUGUGCCAAAGUGCCAUUAGGCCACUCCCAUUACCAUACACACACACACACACACAGGGUGGUCCAAUUCUUGAAUUAAACUUAUUAAAUCUCACAACAGCCAAUUCCAAUUCCAAAUCCAAUUUCAAUUCUUUAAUAACACACACUGAUUAAAACCCCAGGUACGUAAAACCAUCUCAAUUUUUCACGUUCAAUUUCGAUAUUCAAACUUGUUCUGAAUCUUUAAACAUUUGUGUUUGGAACUUUUCUUUUCUUUUUCGAAUAUUCUAAGCGUGAAAAUUCUCCAUAUCAUUGCAGCUAUUUUUUUUGUUAAUAUUCUUAUUCUAAUAUUAAUAAUAAGAAGAUGGAGAAAUCCAAUACUUGUUCAAGAAAGCAUCGACCAUUGAACCUGUUGAGACUAGUAAGGGGUUUGAUAUGUUUAGUGGUGUUUGUAUCAACUGCUUUCAUAUUCCUUGUCUACUUUGCCCCUCCAUUAGCUGUAAUCUUGAGGUUUUUAAGCAUUCGAUGGAGUAGAAAAGUAACAUCUUUUGCGUUCAGUCUUUGGCUGGCUUUGUGGCCUUUUAUGUUUGAGAAGAUAAACAGAACAAAGGUUGUGUUCUAUGGAGAUACUGUUCCAUCAAAGGAACGAGUUAUGGUCAUUGCUAAUCAUAGGACUGAGGUUGAUUGGAUGUACCUAUGGGAUCUAGCAUUGAGAAAAGGGUGCCUUGGCCAUAUCAAGUAUGUCCUCAAAGACAGCCUCAUGAAAUUGCCUGUGUUUGGUUGGGGAUUUCAUGUUUUGGAGUUUGUUCCUCUACAGAGAAAGUGGGAAUCUGAUGAACCUGUUUUGCGCCAAAUGCUUUCCACUUUUACUGAUGCUCAAGAUCCAUUAUGGCUAGCUAUUUUCCCGGAAGGAACUGAUUUUACUGAACAAAAAUGCAAGAACAGUCAGAAUUUUGCUGCACAAGUUGGACUUCCUGUGUUGUACAAUGUUCUACUCCCCAAAACAAAAGGUUUUUGCGUUUGCUUAGAGGUCUUAAGGGGUUCCUUGGAUGCAGUUUAUGAUGUGACUAUUGCCUACAAGAAUAAUUGCCCUUCUUUCUUAGACAAUGUGUUUGGGUUAGAUCCUUCAGAAGUUCAUAUCCAUGUUAGGCGUAUCCCAGUUACAGAUAUUCCAUCAUCUGAGGCCGAUUCCAGUGCUUGGCUAAUUGAUUCAUUCCAUCUUAAGGACAAGUUACUCUCAAAUUUCAAGAUUCAGAGCCAUUUCCCUGACCCAGUUUCACAAGAGGAACUUUCUUCUUUCAAGUGCUUGGCAAAUUUCAUGCUUGUAAUUUUUUUGACUGUCGUAUUUGGUUACCUUACCUUUUCAUUUCUUUGGUCCAAAAUCUACAUUUUUUUAUCUUGUGCAUACCUUGCUUCGGCUACUAAUCUGAACAUUCGGCCUAAGCCAUUUCUAGGCUCUAUUAGAGCUUUGUUUUGUUUCAAGACAAACAAGAAAUGACUAUAUACUUAUCGAUGAAGUAAAAGAUAGCCAAAUAAACUACAUAUCUUGUUUGUUUUC
Messenger RNA from Cannabis sativa, 1630 nucleotides. RefSeq names its product probable 1-acyl-sn-glycerol-3-phosphate acyltransferase 4. Gene Ontology annotation, molecular function: acyltransferase activity. The record is from RefSeq and is a predicted model, not a curated record. Gene Ontology annotation, cellular component: endomembrane system. Bases 437 to 1570 code for a protein of 377 amino acids. Lineage: Eukaryota; Viridiplantae; Streptophyta; Magnoliopsida; Rosales; Cannabaceae. The transcript is spliced from 3 exons.